UCGACGCAAAUUAUCCAAAGCAUUUCCGUAUUUUGGGUUUGUCCCGUGACGUAUACGUAGUGACGUAUAUUUUGCGCGACAACCGGUGCUGAAGAUGGGCCAAAGCCAAAGUGGAGGACAUGGACCAGGAGGUGGAAAGAAAGAUGAUAAGGACAAGAAAAAGAAAUACGAGCCGCCCAUUCCAACUAGAGUAGGAAAGAAGAAGAGAAAGUCCAAAGGACCCGAUGCUGCCAGCAAACUUCCUUUAGUCACUCCUCACACACAGUGCAGGUUGAAGCUCUUGAAACAGGAGAGAAUUAAAGAUUAUCUACUAAUGGAAGAGGAGUUCAUCAGAAACCAGGAGCAGAUGAAACCUCUUGAAGAAAAACAGGAGGAGGAAAGGUCAAAGGUCGAUGAUCUCAGGGGAACCCCAAUGUCUGUGGGAACUCUGGAAGAGAUCAUUGAUGACAAUCAUGCUAUAGUCUCCACAUCCGUGGGCUCUGAGCACUAUGUCAGCAUUCUAUCAUUUGUCGACAAAGAUCUGCUGGAGCCCGGCUGUUCUGUCUUACUAAACCACAAGGUCCAUGCUGUCAUAGGGGUGCUGAUGGACGACACAGACCCUCUAGUUACAGUGAUGAAGGUGGAAAAAGCUCCACAAGAGACAUACGCAGACAUCGGUGGACUGGACAAUCAGAUACAAGAAAUUAAAGAGUCAGUUGAGCUGCCUCUAACCCAUCCAGAGUAUUAUGAGGAAAUGGGCAUCAAGCCUCCUAAAGGUGUCAUUCUCUAUGGCCCACCUGGAACAGGUAAAACACUUCUUGCCAAGGCAGUGGCCAAUCAGACGUCUGCAACAUUUUUGCGUGUUGUUGGAUCAGAGCUUAUUCAGAAAUAUCUUGGCGAUGGACCCAAACUUGUACGCGAGCUGUUCAGGGUGGCUGAGGAACACGCACCCUCUAUUGUCUUUAUUGAUGAGAUUGACGCUAUUGGAACGAAAAGAUAUGACUCCAAUUCUGGAGGUGAGCGUGAAAUUCAGAGAACUAUGUUGGAACUCCUUAACCAGCUGGAUGGUUUUGACUCCCGUGGAGAUGUAAAGGUCGUUAUGGCUACUAACAGAAUAGAAACCCUUGACCCUGCCCUUAUUAGACCUGGUCGUAUUGAUCGUAAGAUUGAGUUCCCAUUACCGGAUGAAAAAACCAAGAGAAGGAUCUUCCAGAUCCACACCAGCAGAAUGACCGUGGCAGGAGACGUAAGCUUAGACGAUCUCAUCCUGGCUAAAGAAGACCUUUCUGGGGCUGAUAUUAAGGCCAUCUGUACAGAAGCAGGGCUCAUGGCCCUCAGGGAACGCAGGAUGAAAGUUACGAACGAGGACUUUAAGAAGUCUAAAGAAAAUGUUUUGUAUAAGAAGCAGGAGGGCACCCCUGAGGGUCUCUAUCUUUAACCUUUCUCCAUUGUCCAUUCUCCCAAUUUAUGUGUGCAUGCAGUACGCAAGUGUACAUUUGGCUACAUUUUUUAUAUGUAAUUUUAUUUGCCAGUGUAUUUUUGCGUCUUUGUGAUUAAAAAAUAAAUGCCGGUCAUAUAUGUAAAAA
Molecule: messenger RNA, 1565 nt
Organism: Misgurnus anguillicaudatus (oriental weatherfish)
Lineage: Eukaryota; Metazoa; Chordata; Actinopteri; Cypriniformes; Cobitidae
Gene: psmc1b
Product: proteasome 26S subunit, ATPase 1b
Molecular function (GO): ATP hydrolysis activity; ATP binding
Source: RefSeq, a predicted model, not a curated record